Molecule: messenger RNA, 2286 nt
Organism: Cuscuta campestris
Lineage: Eukaryota; Viridiplantae; Streptophyta; Magnoliopsida; Solanales; Convolvulaceae
Source: the annotation of a GenBank genome assembly
CAUUUCAAACACUUUUAUUUAUCACAAUAAUAUUUUUCAUAAUAUAAACAGUACGGAGUUUUCAAUAUUGCGGAAGCUUAACAAUCAUAAUCACAAACAUAAUUUAUUUAUGUUCUUUAAUUCAAAACCAUCACAUCCAUUCCGACAAUCUCGCCUCCGUCUGCCUCCAGGAUCACGUCACUUCAUUAACCUGCGUGUAGCAAAUAAAACAUACUACACGCUCAACGUUGAAGCUGAGCCAGUGGCCAGCCCUUUGGAAGGGGAUAUAGAUGUGUAUUGUCCUAAAAAUCGGUGACGUGUAGAAAGGUUGUCUGGGGAGGGAUGAUAAUUGAUAAGCACGAAUCCGUCUGGGGAGGGAUGAUAAUUGAUAAGCACGAAUCCGUCGAGGGAUGCAGACCGGGACGACGUCGUAUGCGCUAUCCUGAAGCAGUAUAAACUGAGCUAUACCUUCCGCCAUGGUUUGAAUUGCAGAAGCUCCCUCCCCCCGCCAUUGAAGAAGUCCGAGCUUUCUAAAACCUAAAUUGUAACGCCGCAUUUCUUCUCCCGCUCUCCUCUUUCUCCAUUUAUACAUAGACAUAUCUGUAUAUCUAUAUCCAUCCAUCCAUCCCAAUUCACGCAAUAGAAAGAUAUGGCUUCAUUCGCAGUGCCCCAUUCUCCGUCGUCGUUUCUGGAUUCUCUGUCGCCGGAUUUCCAUUGUCGGAGUCGCCGAUCGUUCGUCCCCAUCAAGCGGAGCUUCCGUUUUCCUCUAAACGGCGUCAAAUGUGAGCUCACUGAACCAAUAAAUGGAAAGCCAAUUAUGCCAGUCCUAACGAACGGAGAGCUUUCAAAGUUUCUGCAGUCAAGAAGCCUCACAAGUGCUGCCAAAAGAAAUGAGAAUAGCCCAAAAAUAUUUUCUGGCCUUUCUAAUCCCGCCCUUUCUCAGGAAAUUGCAUGGUAUAUGGGCCUCGACCUUGGAAAAAUCCACAUCAAGAAGUUUGCAGAUGGUGAAAUUUAUGUACAGCUGCAAGAGAGUGUUAGAGGCAGCGAUGUCUACUUGGUGCAGUCCACAUGUCCUCCAGCGAAUGAAAAUCUUAUGGAACUAUUGAUAAUGAUAGAUGCAUGCCGAAGGGCUUCUGCCAAGAAGAUCACCGCUGUGAUCCCAUAUUUUGGAUAUGCUAGAGCUGAUAGAAAGACACAAGGCCGUGAAUCUAUUGCUGCAAAAUUAGUUGCAAACAUUAUAACAGAGGCAGGCGCUGAUCGUGUUCUUGCUUGUGACCUUCACUCUGGGCAAUCCAUUGGUUACUUUGACAUUCCGGUGGAUCAUAUAUACUGUCAGCCGGUUGUUCUUGAUUAUCUUGCCAGCAAAAAGAUUUGUUCUGAUGAUCUGGUAGUGGUCUCUCCUGAUGUUGGAGGAGUUGCUAGAGCACGUGCUUUUGCAAAGAAGUUAUCUGAUGCACCUUUAGCCAUUGUGGACAAAAGGCGGCAAGGGCACAAUGUUGCUGAGGUUAUGAAUCUUAUUGGUGAUGUGAAAGGAAAAGUUGCUGUAAUGGUUGAUGAUAUGAUCGACACAGCAGGGACUAUCUCUAAAGGUGCAGCCUUGUUACAUGAGGAGGGAGCAAGAGAAGUAUAUGCAUGCUGUACACACGCUGUUCUGAGCCCACCCGCAAUUGCUAGGCUGUCGAGUGGCCUGUUUCAGGAGGUCAUCGUCACCAACACGAUUCCACUCACGGAGAAGAACUAUUUCCUACAGCUGACCGUUCUCUCCGUAGCAAACCUCUUGGGAGAAACCAUAUGGCGUGUGCAUGACGAAUGCUCCGUGAGUAGCAUUUUUCUGUGAAGAAGAAUCAAAUUACUCAGGUCAUCACUUCUUAUCUUUCCAUCCCAACCUACUAGAGAAAAUAUGUCUUGUGAUGCUUUGCCAGCUUUGGUCACAGUCUAAUUAAGCAAAUGGGAGAUGUGAAAUGAAGGUAAAGUUCAGUUUAGUUGUGGAAUAAAGUUGUGGGGGGUAGAUCAAUCUCCAUUUCAUUUGAGUUUGACAUUGUUGUAACUUUAUUAUGGAGUAGUACAAUUGUUAUUCAUUACACAGGCGGAGAUGAUGUAUGUAUGGGAUAGGAAUUGCUCUUUUAGAUGACUACAAUGCAUUUUUUUUUAAAGUUUUACAACCAUGUGUGAAAUAAGUGCGCAUAUACACUUUUUUGCUUGUUUAGCAACAGAAUAAAAAACAAAGUAACAAAAUUAACUUUGUCAAGCAUAGUAUUUGCAUAAUGUUAAUGUUCAAAGUGUGUAAAAUGAAUACAGUAAAGGUUC